Molecule: messenger RNA, 990 nt
Organism: Thlaspi arvense
Lineage: Eukaryota; Viridiplantae; Streptophyta; Magnoliopsida; Brassicales; Brassicaceae
Source: the annotation of a GenBank genome assembly
AUGAAUGAUCUCGUCCAGACUGAUGGCUCUGUUCCUGAUUUCAUAACGCUUUUCUUCCCUGCAAACAAUGUCGAAAGCCAUGACGCCCUAAUCUUAGAGCCAUUACUUGCGUUGCAAGUUACCGAGAUGAAAGAUGGAGUUUUCAUCAGUUUUGGUUACAAUCACAUGGUGGCCGAUGGCUCUUCUUUCUGGAAGUUGAAGUUCUUCCACACUUGGUCCAAGAUUUGUCAGACCGGUUCAAGUUCUAAUUUUCAGCCUCUUGUUCUCAAAGAUUGGUUUCUCAACAAGAUUGAUUACCCGAUACAUAUUCCGGUUUCAGAGACGGAGAGGCCCCUAAAUAGUGAAACUUCAACUAAAGAGAGAGUUUUUCAUUUCUCAAAGAAGAAAAUUUCAUAUCUCAAAGCGAAAGCCAACGAAGAAGUUGGCUCCAUUGAUCCGAAAAUAUCUUCUCUUCAAGCGGUUUUAGCAUAUAUAUGGUUAUCAAUCAUUAGACACAGUGGUCUCAAACGAGAAGAAGAAACACAAUGCAAAGUAGCGGCGGAUAUGAGGCGGAGGCUAGACCCUCUUAUCGAGAAAGAGUGUUUUGGGAAUUUGACCGAUCUCGCGAUAGCUACAACCACUGUGGGAGACUUGUUGGAUCAUGGGAUGGGCUGGACUGCUUUGCAAAUAUGUAAACCUGUGAGGUCACAAACGAAUGAAAGUUAUAAAUCUUUUUCUGAAAAUUGGGUUAGGAAUGUUAAGAUCCCCAAAAUAGGGGUUGGAAGUAGAAUAGCUGAUAAUUCUUUGAUCGUUGCUAGCUCUCCAUGGUUUGAAGUAUACGAUCAUGAUUUCGGUUGGGGAAAACCAAUUGCGGCUCGAGCUGGACUGGGUAAUGGUAUUGGUGGUUUACUUGUAUUGUUUCGAGGAGUUGAAGAAGGGAGUAUUGAUGUCCAUGCGGCUUUGACGUCAUCUUUAUGGUCUGAUGUACUAUUGAACCUGGUGGCCGAAUGA